Ceratotherium simum simum (southern white rhinoceros) is the source of this 1192-nucleotide messenger RNA. RefSeq names its product caspase recruitment domain-containing protein 19. Gene Ontology annotation, cellular component: mitochondrion; plasma membrane. Lineage: Eukaryota; Metazoa; Chordata; Mammalia; Perissodactyla; Rhinocerotidae. The record is from RefSeq and is a predicted model, not a curated record.
AGUCCCCGGCGAGGGCAGCCGAGCGCGCAGGAUGCACAGGGCGGCCGCGACCCUCCGUCGUAGGGCGAGGCCCGGGGCGCGCGCGGGGGACGCCACGGCCUCCCCGGGGAACCGCACAGGCACGUGUGCACAAGUGCAGCCACCCCUGCAGGGCACCCUCCAACUCCUUCGUGGUGAUGGCGCUUCUGUGGGGACUGUCAUUGUGUUCCACUGCCCCUCAGGCCACCAGAUGGUGGGGUCCGGCCUCCUCACCUGUGCCUGGAAGGGGAGUGUCGCCGAGUGGUCUUCAGGGACCCCCGUGUGCAAGGCCGUGCCGCCCUAUGAGACCUUCGGCUUCAAGGUGGCCGUGAUCGCCUCCAUCGUCAGCUGUGCCAUCAUCCUGCUCAUGUCCAUGGCCUUCCUCACCUGCUGCCUCAUGAAGUGCGUGAAGAGGAGCCAGCAGCGGCGCUCCGCCAGGGCGGCCCAGCUGUGGCUCCAGCCGAGAGAUGGGGACUUGGAGACGGUGCAGGCCGCCUACCUUGGCCUCAAAGGCCUGAGUAACAGCAGCGGCGGGGAGCCCAGGAGCCGGCCCGGCCAGGCGCACGACAACCACAGCUUCACCACAGACCCCGGCGAGGGCACCGGAGAGCUCGCCGGCGUGGCCUGUGCUGUGGACAAGGACCCCUGGGCCCCCAGUGGCCCUGCCAGCUCACCCUUUACCCAGGUGAUGGUGCACCCAGUGUACCCGGGGCAGAGGCCGCCUGCCUCCAGGCCCAGCACGAGGAUGCCCAGACAGCUCACCACCUACAUCCCGGGGUGACUGAGGCCGAGGCCAGAGCUGGCCCUCCACGCUGGGAGGGCCAGGCCAGCCCCACCAGCCUGCCACCUGCAUCUCGACACGUUUCCAGCUUGAGAUGGGUCAGUGAAAUUAGCUUCCGGGUUUAGGGAUCCCUCAGGGCGCCAAGCUGGGACCCUGGCGGGGGUGUCAUGUCCCGAGGGAGCCCAGCUGUAGUGGUUUUAUAGACAGGCUUCCUUGAAGCCACCGCUGAGGGUCACAUAACGAGCUGCACCUCCCUCUGGCCGGGCCCCUUAAAGAGACGGGGGGACAUUUUAAGCACAUCUAGUUUUGCAUAGCGAGGGGGGAAAGGCAACCAACUCCUCCUCGGUCACAGCUCUGCCUCGCCCACUCCCCCGGGGCCCCCCCGCCUGGGGC